Messenger RNA from Eucalyptus grandis, 1028 nucleotides. RefSeq names its product 7-deoxyloganetin glucosyltransferase-like. The transcript has 3 exons. The coding region runs from base 141 to 1028 and encodes 295 amino acids. Gene Ontology annotation, molecular function: UDP-glycosyltransferase activity. The record is from RefSeq and is a predicted model, not a curated record. NCBI's taxonomy places the organism in Eukaryota, Viridiplantae, Streptophyta, Magnoliopsida, Myrtales, Myrtaceae.
AUGUUCUUCACUCCCAGCGGUUGCGGCAUGUUGGGGUACCUCCACUUUGAAGAGCUGGUGGAUAGAGGCCUAUUCCUUUGAAAGACGAAAGCUGCUUAAGUAAUGGAUUUCUCGACACGGCGGUCGAUUGGAUACCCGCGAUGCAGGGCAUCCGAUUGAGGGAUCUCCCGACCUUCAUCAGAACAGCCAACCCCGACGACAUAAUGUUCAAAUACAAUUCGGAGUCGGUCAACAACGCUUUCAAAGCCGACGGCGUGAUCCUCAACACUUUCGACGACUUGGAAGGGGAGGUAGUACUGGCCAUCAAAGCCAAGUAUCCGCAGCUAUACACGCUAGGCCCACUUCCCAUGCUCCACCAACAGCUCCUUCCAUCGCCAAACUCGUUGGAGUCUAUACAAUCAAGCCUAUGGAGGGAAGAUGGCGGAUGCUUGGGUUGGCUCGACGGGAGAGAGCCCGAGUCGGUGCUGUACGUGAACUUCGGGAGCUUAAUAACGAUGACCCGAGAAGAACUGAGGGAAUUCGCUUGGGGACUGGCCAAUAGCAAGUGCCCCUUCUUGUGGGUCAUCAGGCCGAACGUGGUCGAUGGCGGGGAAGACGUGAUUUCGGAAGAGUUCAGGGAGGAGAUAAGGGAUAGAGGAUUGAUCGUGGGGUGGUGCGCGCAAGAGAGGGUCUUGGGCCACAGCUCAGUCGGAGGCUUCGUGACGCAUUGUGGGUGGAACUCCACGCUGGAGAGCUUGUGCGAGGGAGUGCCGCUCGUUUGCUGGCCCUUCUUCGCCGAGCAGCAUAUGAACUGCCUGUAUGCGUGCGCGAGGUGGGGGAUCGGGCUGGAGAUGAUCGAUGGCGGAAGUGAUGGUUUGAAGAGAGGGAGAGUUGAAGGGGUCGUGAGGGAGUUGAUGGAAGGGGAGAAGGGGAGAGAGGCGAGAGAGAAGGCCGCGGAGUGGAAGGAGAGAGGGGAGGCAGCAACCAGACCGGGCGGUUCUUCUCAUACCAACCUUGAAAGGCUAGUCAACAAGCUCCGUGGCCUAUAA